Messenger RNA from Tinamus guttatus (white-throated tinamou), 249 nucleotides. Its product is annotated as serine palmitoyltransferase small subunit B. The record is from RefSeq and is a predicted model, not a curated record. Lineage: Eukaryota; Metazoa; Chordata; Aves; Tinamiformes; Tinamidae. Gene Ontology annotation, biological process: ceramide biosynthetic process; endoplasmic reticulum organization. Gene Ontology annotation, cellular component: serine palmitoyltransferase complex. Gene Ontology annotation, molecular function: serine C-palmitoyltransferase activity.
AUGAAGGUGGGUAUCAAGCGCAUGACGAGCUAUCUGUACUGGCUGUACUACCAGUACGAGCUGAUCACGUGCAGCUACCUCAUGGAGCCCUGGGAGAAGGUGCUCUUCUACACGGUGAACGUGGCCACGCUCGUGACGCUCGCGUACGCCGCCUACCUCUUCGUCCCGGCCCGCAUCAGCGCGGCCUUCCGCUUCCUCCUGCACUUACUCGGAAAUCAGCCUGAAAAUACUGUUUCUAUCUUGAAAUAA